AUGGUGAUGGUGUGGUGGGCAGACAAGCGCCAUAUCCUCACUCCACCUGAUGCUGUUGUGUGUCUUUUGUCGACAGGCGGGUUUGCCAUCGUAUUCCUGGUGAGGACCAACAACGGCGUGAAAUGCGCCCUCAAACGAAUGUACGUCAACAACGAACACGACCUGCAGGUCUGCAAACGGGAGAUCCAGAUUAUGAGGGAUCUCGUGGGGCACAAGAACAUCGUUGGUUACAUCGACUCCAGUAUAAACUCUGUGAGCAGCGGGGAUGUAUGGGAAGUCUUGAUCCUAAUGGAUUUUUGCAGAGGGGGCCAGGUGGUGAACCUGAUGAAUCAGCGCCUGCAGACAGGGUUCACGGAAAACGAAGUCCUGCAGAUCUUCUGUGACACCUGCGAGGCCGUGGCCAGGCUGCACCAGUUGAAGUCUCCGAUAGUCCACAGGGACCUGAAGGUAUACCCUGUGUAUUUGUUCAUUGAUGUCAAAUACUUGAGCAUCGUUUUGUCUUUCUGUAGAUACACCACGCUGUCCUACAGAGCACCAGAGAUGGUCAACCUCUAUAGUGGCAAGCUGAUUACUACAAAAGCAGAUAUCUGGGCCAUGGGUUGCUUGCUGUACAAACUCUGUUAUUUUACUUUACCCUUCGGAGAGAGUCAAGUGGCCAUCUGCGACGGGAACUUCACCAUCCCUGACAACUCCCGCUACUCCCAAGACAUGCACUGCCUCAUACGGUAUAUGCUGGAACUGGACCCUGACAAGAGGCCGGACAUUUAUCAGGUCUCCUAUUUUGCAUUCAAGCUAGCUAAGCGGGAAUGUCCUGUACCGAACGUCCAGAAUUCCUCCAUCCCUGCCAAACUCCCAGAACCGGUGAAAGCCAGUGAAGCUGCUGCUAAGAAAAGCCAGCCCAAAGCCAGGCUGACGGAUCCCAUUCCUACGAUGGAAACGUCCAUCACCCCGCGCCAAAGGCCUAAAGCUGGGCAGGCGCAACCGAACCCUGGGAUCUUGCCCAUCCAGCCUGCCUUGACUCCCAGAAAGAGGCCCACCGUCCCGGCAAAUGUCCAGGCACAGGCUCCGGCGCCUUUGGCUGGCGGCCAGCCGUCGGCCCCCGGGAGCGUCCCCCAGCCGAAAGCUCGGCUCAUCUCACCGGCAGCUGCCCCCGCCACCGCCUCUCAGCCGCAGGUCCCUCCGGCUCAGCCCCAGGCCACCCCGCAGCACCAGCUCUUCUUGAAACAGCAGCAGCAGCAGCAGCAACAGCCGCAGCCGCAGCCGGCGGCACCAUCGGCUCCGUUUUAUCAGCCGCCACCCCAGGCGCCGCCGUCUCUGCAAACUCCGCAGGUGCAAGUGAUGUCGCAAGCAGCGCAGCCGCAGGGGAAGCCGCCCUUCCCAGGUGUGCCACAGGGAGUGGUCGCGCCUGCCCAACCGCAGCCGGUGCAGAACUAUAAGCAGCCGCAGCCGCCGCAGCAGGUGUUGGCGCAACAGGCCGCCAUGCAGCCAAAAGCCCCCGCUGGGCAGCCGAAGCCCCCCGCUCAGAUGCUGCCGCAGCCGCAAGGGCAGCCGGCCGUGGCCCUGCCAGCCUCGACGCAGGACCAUCCGCAAGCACCUCCACGCCAUCAAAAGGCCUUGGCCAACCCUUCGCCAGCUGCCCAGGGACAAAAGGUGGGCUCCCUCACGCCGCCCUCUUCCCCCAAGACCCAGCGAGCCGGACACAGGCGGAUUCUGAGUGACGUGACGCACAGCACCGUCUUCGGGGUUCCAGCCAGCAAGUCCACACAGCUUCUGCAAGCAGCCGCGGCCGAGGCCAGCCUCAAUAAGUCCAAGUCUGCCUCGACGACGCCUUCUGGGUCUCCCAGGACCUCUCAGCAAAACGUCUACAAUCCGCCCGACAUGUCCACCUGGAAUCCUUUUGAUGAUGAUAACUUCUCCAAGCUCACCGCGGAGGAGCUGCUCAACAAAGAUUUUGCGAAACUAAGUGAUGGGAAGUCCAUGGAGAAGCUCGGCAGUUCGACAGAGAACCUGAUCCCGGGUUUCCAGCCGGCGCCUUCCGCAGCCCAGGCAGACGCGUUUGGCUCCUCGUCUCUCGCUCCUGUGCCAGGUGAAAAAACCAGUGACAUCCUGGAUUCUAGUCCUCCGCGGUUGGCUGUCCCUGACCCCUUCAUUCCCCUUCCGCUCUCUGAGGCACCAGAGAAACUGAUCGAGGGCCUCAAAUCUCCUGAGCCUCCACUUCUGCUCCCUGACCUCCUGCCUCUCGCUGAUCCCUUCGGUAGCACCGCCGAUGCUGCCAAUGGAAAAACUGACUUAACGGCUGAGAGCCUCAUUCCAGGCCUCGAGGCUCCGGUGCCCCAGCGUGUGUCCUCACAAACAGACUCUUUGGCUUCGAACCGAGCAGACUCUGUCUCUGGGGAAGACUCCCUGCUUGACUGCUCUCUGCUUUCUAACCCUGCUGCCGACCUUCUGGAGGAGUUCGCUCCUUUAGCCGUCCCAGCCCAGACUCACAAAGAAGCUACUAACCUGAUAUCGGGCUUUGAUAUCUCUGAGGGCUCUGAAAAAGUGGCAGACGAUGAGUUUGACCCCAUCCCUGUGUUGAUAUCCAAAAAUUCACAAGGUGGGCAUUCUAGAAACAGCAGCGGCGGCUCUGAGCCCAGCCUUCCCAACCUAGCCAGAUCUCUCCUGCUAGUGGAUCAGCUCAUAGACCUGUAGCCGUCACUCAGUAACCGGGGCGGUUCCUGUAACGUACCUAAAUCCGAUGUGUUGUUUUGGGGUUUCCUUCUCUCUCUCUCUCUCUCUUUCUUUCUUUUUUUUAAUUUUCCAAUGGAGCUACUCUUUAGUGGGGUGAUUUGUGGUUUUGUUUCCUUCAUUUGAAAUAACCCUGCAGAGGGGAAGGAGUUGGUCCGCCCGUUGAGCCCGCCGUUGGCAUUGACUCAGCCCCCUCUCCUUCCAGCACAUCCGCCAUGCAGACCGCUAGAGCCCUGGUGUGCGUUUCUCUUUACCAAGCCUACGCCCGAGGCAGCGCUACCAUCUAUUAACCUCUAUGCUGCCAAUUUGCCCUCUUAAGCUCCAGCAGAACCCUAACCAUCAACGAGGUCCAUGUAAUCUAUAGGCGAUCCUCGCUAGCAACGCCUCCAAAGGGGAGAGACCCUUUGCUCCCUGCCAGCCCCGUCCCCAGUUUAGAGACUGCCAAAGCGAACCCUUUUCCUGGUCCGAAGGUUAAAGACGGGAAAGGUCUGCAGAAAGAGGGAAUCCUCUUUGUAGCAGGCAAUCUGCUCAGGAAGGCCUUGGGCAUCGCCAAGGCAUCGCCUGCAGCCAGAAGUGAGCUGAGCAGACAAAGAUAUUUUGAUCUCUGCAGUGCUGGUGGUGGUAGAGAAAGCCCCCCCCCCUUUCCUCCCUAGCCUCCUGUUUUGCCAUCUGCAUAGGAACGGACUGUGCUACAUAAAUAAACCAAUAAGUACUACUAAAGCUACAGAAAUUAUCCCAUGCAAAAUAAUCUUUGUGAAACAUCUCAAUAUGUAAAAAAGCAUGACUUUGAGACCCUUUUCCUUGCGUGAACUCUCGGCUGAAGAGGGGCUUUGAAAAACAACACCUGUACCAUGGAGGGGACGGUCUGUGGAGGGAUCCUGUAGAUUGUGAUGUCCAUGUCAGAUUUUCCACCAGGUGAAGUUGUUGGGGGGUUUCUCUUUUCUUUUCACCUUCCCCCCCCCCCCGGUCUCCCUUGUUCACUGCAUAUGGUGUUAACCAUUUAAUAGGGAGCCAUGUUGUUUUCCCCUUUCCCAAAAAAACACUGGGCUCAUGACCCAGGUCCUUCAGUCUUCGUAGAACUAGCAUGCACCCCUUGUCAGCCCGUGAAGACUUUCCGGCUUAGGUGUACCUGAAUGGGUUUUACCUUUGCUUUCCACCUCCGUUGCCUCCAACUCCUGGAUAGAGUGAACUUCUUUUCAUCGGCUUCUGGUCUUCAAGCCCAAAGUUAACGGUUGCCCUUGAGAGGUUCUUCCUGAAGAGAGGGACCAUCCUUAUAUUCCGUAGUUGAAUAACUCUUAGCUUAAAGCUAACUUUGUGUAUGUGUAUGUAACUGUAUUGGUAAAAAAAUAAGUGCAGUUUCCCCAUGUGUGAAAGUAUGAAUGAACUCAAUAGGUGUCUCAGCCUCUCCUGCAGGAAGGAACGACUUUGACAAUGUCCCUGAGUAUUUUUCUUCAGCUUUCCCCCCUCCCGAAUCCCAUCCGAACCUCUCCCAAUUAGCUUAACAAAUUGUGUAAAUAAAACCUAACUGUCAUGUCAGUUCUCUCUGGAUCUUUCUAAAACCUACCUACACGUUUCAUGAUCAAAAGUAUUGCUAAUGUGUGAUGUGUAAUGUCUAUGGGCAUGUUUCUUGCUGCACUUUCUUAAUUUACAUGACAAAGUUAUGGAAAUUAUCUUAGUCAAAUUGUUGAUAGAACUUUCUAUUUUUUUCUCUCUCUCUCUCUCGGAGGGGUUGGGUGAGCGGGAAAGGGUUGUUUUUGACUUUGGAUUCCUGAAGCACAGGCGUCUGGGGACACGGAGGACGUGGGGCAAAGCUUUAGAUAGAACGUUAUUGUAUAGUCAGAUACUGAAAAUAUAUGGAAAAAGAAAAAGAAUGGAUUUUUUUAAACAAAGUAAACCACCUGCUGUAUAUUAGAAACCAAAAAAAA
This is a messenger RNA of Pogona vitticeps (central bearded dragon), 4652 nucleotides long. NCBI's taxonomy places the organism in Eukaryota, Metazoa, Chordata, Lepidosauria, Squamata, Agamidae. The record is from RefSeq and is a predicted model, not a curated record.